This is a messenger RNA of Gadus macrocephalus (Pacific cod), 4987 nucleotides long. It is a transcript of the gene med14, whose product is annotated as mediator complex subunit 14. Lineage: Eukaryota; Metazoa; Chordata; Actinopteri; Gadiformes; Gadidae. The coding region runs from base 1 to 4290 and encodes 1429 amino acids. The record is from RefSeq and is a predicted model, not a curated record. Gene Ontology annotation, biological process: regulation of transcription by RNA polymerase II. The transcript is spliced from 29 exons. Gene Ontology annotation, cellular component: core mediator complex; mediator complex. Gene Ontology annotation, molecular function: transcription coregulator activity.
AUGGCUCCAGUGCAGAUCGGAUCAGAUGGGCAACUGGUCCCUCUCGGGGGUCCCACCUCUGGUCCACAGCCACCUCCACCUGGGGCACCAGCCACGCAGGGAGUCCGCUUAAGUCUACUCAUUGAGUUCCUUCUUCAGAGGACCUAUCACGAAAUCACCCUGCUGGCUGAACUGCUGCCUCGAAAAACAGACAUGGAACGGAAAAUUGAGAUCGUCCAGUUUGCCAGCCGCACCAGACAGCUCUUUGUUCGUCUCUUGGCCCUGGUCAAGUGGGCAAGCAACGCCGGCAAGGUGGAAAAGUGUGCGAUGAUUUCCGGGUUCCUGGACCAGCAGGCCUUUCUCUUCGUGGACACCGCUGAUAGGCUCGCGUCAUUGGCCAGGGAUGCCCUGGUCCAUGCCCGUUUGCCCAGCUUUGCCAUCCCUUUCGCCAUCGACGUGCUCACCACAGGGUCCUACCCACGCCUGCCCACGUGCAUACGAGAUAAGAUAAUUCCUCCAGACCCCAUUACUAAGGUGGAGAAGCACACCACUCUAAACCAGCUCAAUCAGAUUCUCCGGCACCGCCUCGUCACGACAGACUUGCCCCCACAGCUCGCCAACCUCACAGUUGCUAAUGGGCGUGUGAAGUUCCGCGUGGAGGGAGAGUUUGAAGCCACCCUGACCGUGAUGGGAGACGACCCAGAAAUCCCCUGGAGGCUCCUAAAGCUGGAGAUCCUGGUGGAGGACAAGGAGACGGGAGAUGGCAGAGCUCUGGUCCACAGUAUGCAGGUCAACUUCAUUCACGAGUUGGUCCAGGCUCGUCUCUUCGCAGAUGAGAAGCCCCUCCAGGACAUGUACAACUGUUUGCACUCCUUCUGUCUGUCCCUGCAGUUAGAGGUCCUUCACUCUCAGACCCUCAUGUUGGUCAGAGAGCGCUGGGGCGACCUGGUCCAGGUGGAGAGGUACCAUGCGGCCAAAUACCUCACCCUCGCAGUCUGGAACCAACAAGUGUUGGGUAGAAAGACGGGCACGGCGUCCGUGCACAAAGUCACCAUCCGAAUUGACGAAUCGGAUGGCUCCAAGCCACUCCAGAUAUCCCAUGAGCCGCCACUCCCUGCGUGCGACUCUAAACUAAUGGAGAGAGCCAUGAAGAUUGACCACCUGUCAGUAGAGAAGCUCUUGAUUGACAGCGUACAUGCCCGCUCCCAUCAGAAGCUGCAGGAACUGAAAGCCAUUCUUAAAACCAGCAAUCCCAAUGAUAAUGCCUUCAUCGAGACUGCUCUUCCCACACUGGUCAUUCCAAUACUGGAACCCUGUGGUCGCUCUGAGUGCCUGCACAUCUUCGUAGACCUGCAUUCUGGGAUGUUCCAGCCAAUGCUGUAUGGCCUAGAUCAGUCCAUGCUGGAUGACAUUGAGAAGACCAUCAAUGAUGAUAUGAAGCGUAUUGUCUCCUGGCUUCAACAACUUAAGUUCUGGCUGGGGGAGCAGAGGUGUCGACAGUCGGUGAAACACCUGCCCACUGUGUGCACGGACAUCCUGCACCUCUCCAACUGUACCGUGCAUCCCGCGGGGAGCCUUUCCAAGCACAAGCUCUUCAUCAAGCUCACCAGGCUACCGCAGUACUACAUUGUCGUGGAGAUGGUGGACACUUCCGCCUGCACGACGGAGCUCCAGUACAAGUACUCCUUCCUGUCGGUGUCCCAGUUGGAGGGCGAGGAGGGACCGCCGUGCGCCCAGCUCCUGCAGCACUUCAAGCCCAACCUGGAGCAGCUGUUGCAGGACCCUGCCUCUGGGAAGAAGGCCGUCCUGGGCUCCAAGAGGAAGCUGUCUGGAGACCAUGGUGCCCUGGAGCCCAAGAAGCCCAGGCGCUCUGGAGAGAUGUGCGCCUUCAACAAGGAGCUGGCUCACCUGGUCGCCAUGUGCGACACCAACAUGCCCUUCAUUGGUCUGAGGGCAGAGCUGUCUAACAUGGAGAUCGCUAACCAGGGCGUCCAAGUAGAGGGGGACGGCUGCAGUCACGCCAUACGCCUCCUCAAAAUCCCGCCGUGCAAGGGUGUUGGAGAGGAGACCAGGAGGGCUCUGGAGCGCACCCUGCUGGACUGCACCUUCCGCCUGCAGGGGAGGAACAACCGCACCUGGGUGGCCGAGCUGGUGUUGGCCAACUGCCCCCUCAACAGCACUCACAGCAAGGAGCAAGCCUCCACGCGGCACGUGUACCUGACCUACGAGAACCCGCUGUCGGAGCCCGUGGGCGGGCGUAAGGUGGUGGAGAUGUUCCUCAACGACUGGAGCGCCAUCAGCCAACUCUACCAGUGUGUCCUCGACUUCUCCCGCGCGCUACCAGAGAUGCCGUCGUACCUAAGCCUGUUCUCGGAGAUCCGGCUGUACAACUACCGCAAGCUGGUCCUGUGUUACGGCACCACCAAGGGCAGCUCGGUCACCAUCCAGUGGAACGCCAGCGGCCACCGCUUCCACCUGGCCCUGGGCACGGUGGGGCCCAACUCGGGCUGCUCCAACUGCCACAACAUCAUCCUCCACCAGCUGCAGGAGAUGUUCAACAAGUGCCCCAACGUGGUGCAGCUGCUGCAGGUGCUGUCGGACACGCAGGCCCCGCUGAACGCCAUCAACAAGCUGCCCACGGUGCCCAUGCUGGGGCUGACCCAGCGCACCAACACGGCCUACCAGUGCUUCUCCAUCCUGCCCCAGUCACCCACCCACAUCCGCCUGGCCUUCCGCAACAUGUACUGCAUCGACAUCUACUGCCGCAGCCGCGGCGUGGUGGCCAUCCGCGACGGCGCCUACAGCCUCUUCGACAACACCAAGAUCGUGGAGGGCUUCCACCCCGCCCCGGGGCUCAAGACGUUCCUCAACAUGUUCGUGGACAGCACCCAGGACGCGCGGCGGCGCUCGGUCAACGAGGACGACAACCCGCCCUCGCCGGUGAGCGGGGACCUGAUGGACAACAUGAUGAACCAGCUGCAGGCGUCGGCGCCCAUGAGGGGCGCGGCCGGGGGCGUGUACCCCCCCCUCACCUCGCCGCCCAACUACCACGCCAACGUCACGCCGUCGCCCUCCAUGAUGCCCACGCAGUCCCCAGGGCCAAUCCAUACCUCGGGCUCCCCUAGUGGAGCACUGAGGGCCCCCUCUCCCUUUGGGCCCACCCCGUCUCCCUCCUCUUUGGGGAUAGCGAUGGGCCAGACCAGCUUUGCCAGCCCCCACGGAGCUCUGGAUCCCAGUUCUCCAUACCCGAUGGUGUCUCCCAGCCAGAGGAGCCAGUGGCCCAACUCCCCCCAGGUGUCGGGGCCCUCUCCCGGGGCACGCAUCCACGGCAUGUCCCCCGGGAACCCCUCUCUGCACUCGCCCAUCCCCGACCCGCACUCCCCGCGGGCCGCGACAGGAUCCCAGGUCAUGCCCAGCAGCAUGCCCCCGCCCCGCAAGCUGCCCCAGCGGCCGUGGGCAGCCUCCAUCCCCACGGUGCUCACGCACAGCGCCCUCCACGUGCUGCUGCUGCCCUCGCCCACGCCCUGCCUGGUGCCCGGCCUGGCCUGCAGCUACCUCUGCUCGCCGCUGGAGAGGUUCCUGGGCUCGGUCAUCAUGCGGCGCCACCUGCAGAGGAUCAUCCAGGGCGAGCCCAACCUGUCCAUCGUGAACUCCAACGAGCCCGGCGUCAUCAUGUUCAAGACGGAGGUGCUGAAGUGCCGCGUGGCGCUCAACCCCAAGAACUACCAGACCCUCCAGCUGAAGGUCACGCCCGAGAACGCCGGGCCCUGGUCCCAGGAGGAGCUGCAGGUCCUCGAGAGGUUCUUCGAGACCCGGGUGGCUGGACCUCCCUUCAAGUACAACACGCUGAACGCCUUCACCAAGUUACUGGGUGCCCCCACCAACAUCUUAAGAGACUGCGUGCGCAUCAUGAAGCUGGAGCUGUUCCCUGACCAGGCUGCCCAGCUGAACUGGAACGUCCAGUUCUGUCUGACGAUCCCGCCCAGCGCACCCCCCAUCGCCCCCCCGGGAACCAUCGCCGUGGUGCUCAAGUCCAAGAUGCUCUUCUUUCUCCAGCUGACCCAGCGGGUGCCAGUGCCCCAAGACCCCCUGAGCAUCAUCGUGCCCAUCGUGUACGACAUGGCCACGGGUCUCACCCAGCAGGCCGACAUCCCCCGGCAGCACAGCUCGUCCGGCGCCGCCGCGCUCACCGUGUCCAACAUCCUGCGGCGGUUCAACGAGCUGCAUCCGGCGCGACAGGGCGAGUGCACGAUAUUCGCCUCUGUCCACGAGCUGAUGGCCAACCUCGCUCUGCCCCCUGGUGGCCGUUAGUGGUAACAGCCUCCUCUGCAGUGAUCAACAACUCCCAGGGCCCCAACUGGAUGGAACGAGUUCUAACACUGACAACGGAUCGCCCUGCCUGUCACCAAACUGUACCAAGGAGAGGAUUAUCCCUUCGCCUCAAGAUGUCAAAAUGCAACAUAUCUACUCUCUCUGCUCCUGCCAAUGCUAAUGUACAGCUUCUAAUACUAAAAACAGAGUUACUUAUGGAGAAUGCUGUUGGUUUCCUGAAAAACUGGCGACUGUCAUGGUGAUGUGCCUUGAAGGAGCGGGCAUUUUAUGGAAAAGAAUUUAAAAAGAUAUCUGUUUGCUUUUUUAUUUCAGGUGCACUUCUAAAUAUUAUUGAAAAUAUGGUUGUAUACCAAAAGAUGUACAUUGUUGUAUAUUUGACUUUGCUGCACAGUUGAGUUGGAUUUUUGCUACAGAUUGUCUUCAUUUUUUACAUAAUGCCAGGUCAAUACUGGAGAUAUAUCUUUUCUUAGCACACUAUUUAAAUGUCUUUUCCUCCCUUUACUAUGUCAAGACGUCUGUCUUUUUUCAUUUUGAGCUGUCACUUUAAAUAAUGUAAAACUGUGACAAACUUUCUACACUAGCUGUAAUUUAAGACCGCUCUAGAGAACUUGAAGGAAGAAUCUAUGUGAGACCUCUUGUCUGCUUUUGUUUACUAUUUAAUAAAUGAAUCGUAGGA